AUACUUUCGUUAAGGCGUAACACAACAAGGAACAAGGAAGGAGGAAAACGACGACUGUGGGGUUUUUGUUUUGAAAAACAAACCAAAAUGGAGGUGUGGAAGUUAUCUGGGUUUUGCUUGACUUUUUGCUAUUUGUUCACCUACAGCUCGAGUUCCGCCGAUGUAUUUGAUGGUGUUUUGGGGGAGACGGCCUCCUGCCACAAGACUUGCCAGGUGACCUACAGUUUGCACACAUACCCCAGGGAAGAGGAGCUGUAUGCUUGCCAGAGGGGCUGUCGGCUCUUUUCCAUUUGCCAGUUUGUAAACGACGGAGAAGACUUAAACCAGACGAAGGCCGAAUGUGAUUCGGCUUGCCGUGAGGCCUAUUCUCAGUCACAGGAUCAGUAUGCCUGUAAUCUUGGAUGCCAGAGUCAACUGCCAUUUGCAGAACAGAGACAGGAACAGCUGUUGGACAUGAUGCCCAGGAUUCAUCUCCUUUUUCCACUUGCCUUUGUGGGUGGAUUCUGGAAUGAUAUGAUGAGCUCAGCCCAGAGCUUCAUAACAUCUUCAUGGACAUUCUACCUCCAGGCUGAUGAUGGCAAAGUAGUUAUAUUUCAGUCUGAGCCACAGAUUCAGUUUAUGCCACAAUUUGAACCACAGAAAGAGGAGCUGAAGGACACAUCAUUUGCCAGAGAAUCAUCAGAUCCACACCCAGACGAUGCAGUCUAUAAACAAAACCACAAGAAUUUCAUGCAAGAACAAGAAAUUGGAGUGGACGCAGAUAAUGUUGAUAAGGAGGACCAUAACUUAUUUAAGUGUCUUUCAAGGAAUACCUGGCUGCCUGGUUGGAUAUUGACAACUACACUAGUUGUUUCUGUGCUGGUGCUGAUCUGGAUUUGCUGUGCAACAGUAGCAACUGCUGUGGACCAGUAUGUACCAUCUGAGAAAUUAAGCAUUUAUGGAGAUCUGGAAUAUGUGAAAGACCAGAAACUAACCCCAUACCCACCAUCCUCUCUGGUUAUCAUCAGUUCAAUGGCUGAAGAAGAAGCUGGGCCUUUACCAUCAAAAGUUAACCUGAACCAGUCAAACGUUUAGGAUGUACUAGUGCUGGGCUUGGCACAACCAAAUGGGCUGUCAAUGAUAACAUCUAUUAGUCUUACCAGUUUUUCUAACAGGGUUUAUGUUAAUAAAAUGAAUAACUGCUGCUCUGUUUUGCGUGCUCUUACUUUUUUCCCCCCAAAGCUUUACACUAGGAAAGGAGAUAUUGAUUGUUGUUGUUAUUGCAAUGUAUUGAUGCAUUUUUGUUGCAUCACACAACCUAAACUAUACCAUACCUAUUCUACCUGCAGUGAUGUCAUUUUUUGACAUGUACUAGGUCUUUUAUCUAGUAUUUUUGAAAAUCCUAAUUUACUAAUUUUAUGUCUGUUUGCUUAUUUUUCUCUUUUUUUAGAUUAAAAAAAAAAAAGCUGAAACUUUUUUUAAAUGCUGAUGAUUGACAGUCAAUGUUAUGCAGAGUAUAGUAUAGAUCAGUUUGUUUGGCAUGCUUCAGUUUACUUGCUAUAGUAAUCAUGGCUAGGAGCAUACUUUUAAUGAAGUUGUUCUUUUGUUAUGGUUGCAUUUGAACUCUUGGGAGAUAAUUGGUCUUGUGUAAAACAAAUCUAAGUUUGUCAGAAGCUAGCACAGGAUUUAGCAUUCUAAUACCAGCAGAUGGCAGGUGUGAUGCAGCUGUUUUUGUUAAAUAUUAACUGGGUAAUCUAAUCUAAAACGACUAGUACAGUGAACAUUUAAAAAUAUUAUGUGGAAUGCCUUGCAUGCUUCUAUAAAACAAAUUUCUCCUCAUUGCUCUAAUGUUCUCGUUUUCAUUUAAAUGUAUCAUAUUCUUUACUUGAGCUUUACGCUUCAAAAUAUUAGUGUAGAACAAAAUUAAAUUACAUUUAAAAAUUGUUGUAUAAUGAAUAAAAUGUUACUGGGUUAUUGUUUAAUGUUUCUUUACAUAAAAAAUGCUAAACAUUGA
This is a messenger RNA of Polyodon spathula (Mississippi paddlefish), 1993 nucleotides long. RefSeq names its product transmembrane protein 59 (gene tmem59). Gene Ontology annotation, biological process: positive regulation of autophagy. Gene Ontology annotation, cellular component: lysosome; late endosome. The record is from RefSeq and is a predicted model, not a curated record. Lineage: Eukaryota; Metazoa; Chordata; Actinopteri; Acipenseriformes; Polyodontidae. The transcript is spliced from 8 exons. The coding region runs from base 88 to 1074 and encodes 328 amino acids.